AUGGGCGGCAGCGAGCAGGAGUUCCCACUGCUAACUUCACUCGGCCUGUUCGCUUCUGAUAUCCGUGGUGAUGGCAACUGCCUCUUCAACGCCCUCUCCGACCAGCUCUACGGCCACCAGAACGAGCAUGUCGCUAUACGACAGCGUGUCAUAGAAUAUAUGCGAGAGCACGCCGACUACUACAAGCAAUUCAUCGAUGUGCACCCAGGCGGCGGAAUCAGACGAAAUCCGAAACGGAAAAAUGCUGGGGCAUAUUCUUCGCCAGCCAAUUUCACUCCUCCCUCCACUGCUGAAAUCGACCGUGUCUUUGAAAGCCAUCUCGACAGUAUGGCACGUGGUGGCACCUACGGAGAUAACAUGGAGAUCACCGCCUUCUCAUCUGCCUUCGGGUAUGACGUGAAGAUCUACCAGCGAGACUUCGCCUUCAUGGUGACCGGUGCACAUGGAGAUGACGCCGACCGGCCUGUUGCCCACAUUGCAUAUCACAUGUGGGAACACUACUCUUCCAUACGAAACCUCGACGGACCAUACCACGGUCCCCCGAACGUGUCGCCGAAAGUACUGUCCCCCGAAGAAGAGCAGAGGCAGCAAGAGAAGCUUGCACACACACCCCACGUGCUGCCCUGGCAGAUUGAAGUGGUGGAGAAGUCAUUGCCAUAUCUGGCCGAUAAGAUCACGAUCAAGCGUGCCCUCGAGGCCGCACGUGGCAACAUCAAUAACGCCGUUGAUGCACUCAUGGAAGCAGAAGAGAACGGCAGCACGUCAUCACACGUGGAGAGUUCGAGUGUCGAGCGUGACCAUGACAGUGAUGACGACUUGCACGACGGACCCAACAAGAAGCAAGACAGGCGUAUGAGCCGAGCGUCACGAGCUCUGAAAGAGCGUGGCAAGGACACCAGACACGCGUUAUCGCAGCUAUCUACCUACGAUGGAAGUCAGGAGUCCUUCGGCAGCUUCGAUUCAGAAGCCUCCAGCCAGCCGGACUCGUCACAGCAGUCGACAGCCACACAGCCCACGUCAACAGACGACCGAGAGACCAAGCCGACUUCAAACCCAUCCGAUCCCUCUGGAGUCUCACCCCCCAAGGCAGUACCUCGUCUGAAGCUUCACGGCCCUCGGAAACCGCCAGAUACCAACCAGCGGGCCGGCAAAACGUCCCAGAAGCAGACAGGCCCUCGCGUGACAGCCAGAGACCGCAAAGACAUCAAGAAACAGGCGCAGAAAGCCGCUCGUAAGGAACGGUCCCAGGCCGAUUGCAAGAGAACAGAGUCGCCAUCUGCCGCUGGCCUGGCACUUCGAGCGAAAGGCUUGACCGAGACGCCGCCUGUGGAGACCUUACGGACUCUUUACAUUUGA
This is a messenger RNA of Pseudocercospora fijiensis CIRAD86, 1356 nucleotides long. Its product is annotated as cysteine protease. The coding region runs from base 1 to 1356 and encodes 451 amino acids. Gene Ontology annotation, molecular function: cysteine-type deubiquitinase activity. NCBI's taxonomy places the organism in Eukaryota, Fungi, Ascomycota, Dothideomycetes, Mycosphaerellales, Mycosphaerellaceae. The record is from RefSeq and is a predicted model, not a curated record. Gene Ontology annotation, biological process: protein deubiquitination. The transcript is spliced from 2 exons.